Messenger RNA from Penicillium alfredii, 807 nucleotides. RefSeq lists its product as uncharacterized. The transcript is spliced from 2 exons. Gene Ontology annotation, biological process: chromatin remodeling. Bases 1 to 807 code for a protein of 268 amino acids. Gene Ontology annotation, cellular component: Ino80 complex. The record is from RefSeq and is a predicted model, not a curated record. NCBI's taxonomy places the organism in Eukaryota, Fungi, Ascomycota, Eurotiomycetes, Eurotiales, Aspergillaceae.
AUGCCUGCUGCAGGCCCCGGCAACGGUCGCUCCAAAGGCCCGAAGAACAAUGCCAACAACUCCAUGGUCGUGGUCCUGAAGGUGUCGGCACACGCGCUCCAACAGUUCGGCAGCCACGACACCAAAAACACGCCCCAACACCGCGUCGACACCAAGAACCCGGAACGCUCCUCGCCGGCCUCGUCUGCCGAAGCCCCGGCAGCGCGGCCCUCGUCGGCCGGCAAUGGCUCUGAUGCCGAUGCCAACUCGACCCCCGCCACCGGGGCAACUCCAGCUGACACACCGCGCCGGAAGGGAGUUCCGGGUCCGAAGCCAGGAAACAAGAGAGCAAAUGGUCAGACCGAACCAGGUGCUCGGUCAAGGGGAAGACCCGGCCCCAAGAAGCGGCCUCGCCUAGAGGAGGGAGCCGAUGCAUCAAAACUGCCUGCUGGACAGCGACUCGGCCCCAAGGCCAACACCGGUGCCAUCAAUGCUGGUCUGCGGGCCCUCGACCGCACCGGUGCCCCCUGCCGCAAGUGGGAGCGCAAGCCCCUGCAGUUGCGAAGCUUUACGGGUGUCUUGUGGCAGCUGCCUGCCUGGCACAGCUUCAGAUCAUCCAAGCUGGAAGAGCCUGUCAACGGCAAGGUGGCUGCCCUCGAAAGUGGUGACAGUGACACCAAGCCCACCCUGGCACCUCCCGGCCCGGACACAGUCAAUGGUAGCAGCGUUGUCACCAGUGAGAAAAGCAACUCUGGCGACGGGGAUGUCACCCCCGGCCCUUCAAAUCCAAUCGAACCCUCAUCACCGGCCAUUGCUAUGGCAGCUUGA